UUUCCGCAAGACGAAGCAAGAUCGGAAUUUACGUCGUCGGGGAAAACCUAGUGGCUGCUGCUGUUGGUGUCUCGAAGGUCUCCGAGAAGAAGUCGUUUGAAAUCACCUUUUCACCCCAUUGUGCACGGAGGGAGAUUAGAAUAACUGCAGCGUGUUUGCACGCAGAAGCGAUCAGAUGAACAGUGAAUGCUGAAACGUCCCGAUUGAUUGUUUUUUUCUACGGGGCACUUACCACCACACCGUGCGAGGGGAGCAGAAGUUUCGACUCGCUUGUUUUGUCUCUGCGGGGCAGGCUAUUCUGCAGGAAUGUCGCAGAACGAGAGACCCACGUUUUAUCGACAGGAGCUCAACAAAACCAUAUGGGAGGUCCCGGAGCGCUAUCAGAACUUAUCCCCGGUGGGCUCUGGUGCUUAUGGAUCUGUGUGCUCGGCAUAUGACGUUAAGAGUGAUCUGAAGAUUGCGGUGAAGAAGCUGUCCAGGCCGUUCCAGUCCAUCAUCCACGCUAAGCGGACCUAUCGGGAGCUGCGGCUUCUCAAACACAUGAAGCACGAGAACGUGAUCGGCCUAUUGGAUGUGUUCUCACCAGCCACGAGCCUUGAGGAGUUCACUGAUGUGUAUCUCGUGACCCACCUGAUGGGGGCGGACCUCAACAACAUCGUUAAAUGUCAGAAGUUGACAGACGACCACGUCCAGUUUCUCAUCUACCAGAUCCUCAGGGGGUUAAAGUACAUCCAUUCAGCAGAUAUCAUACACAGGGAUCUAAAACCCAGCAACUUAGCAGUGAAUGAGGACUGUGAGCUGAAGAUCCUGGACUUUGGCCUGGCCCGGCACACCGACGACGAGAUGACUGGCUACGUGGCCACGCGGUGGUACCGCGCACCAGAGAUCAUGCUGAACUGGAUGCACUACAACAUGACGGUGGAUAUCUGGUCGGUGGGCUGCAUCAUGGCGGAACUCCUCACCGGAAGAACGCUCUUCCCGGGCACUGACCAUAUAAACCAGCUGCAGCAGAUAAUGCGCCUGACGGGGACGCCCCCCGUCUCUCUCAUAAGCAGGAUGCCAAGCCACGAGGCAAGGAACUACAUCAACUCACUUCCUCAGAUGCCAAAGAGAAACUUCACUGAUGUGUUCAUCGGCGCGAACCCGCUCGCGGUGGACCUCCUGGAGAAGAUGCUUGUGCUGGACACGGACAAGCGGAUCACAGCCUCGGAGGCUCUCGCCCACGCCUACUUCUCCCAGUACCACGACCCAGACGACGAGCCCGAGGCAGAGCCCUACGACCAGAGCUUCGAAAGCCGGGAGCUGGAGAUCGAGGAAUGGAAGAGACUGACCUACGAGGAGGUGGUGAGCUUCGAGCCGCCGCCCGACGACGGAGACGAGAUGGAAUCCUGAGGGGGUUGGCGCUUCUAUCCUGAGCAACACAAUGACAACACUCUCUAGGACUAUAUCCUUCCCACACACACACACACACACACACACACACACACACACACACACACACACACACACACACACACACACACACACACACACACACACACACACACACACACACACACACACACACACACACACACACACACACACAUUCAAGUGCCUGUCAUCGAUAAGGUUAUUGGUAUGGAACACGGUGAUUUCAGGGGUGUUACGGCCAAUAACCUUUCACUUCAUUUAUGCCUUCCAUAUCCUUCCUCCACAGUUUGUUUCCCGCACUUUUCUCAUGCCCUUCCACUCCCAUCGGUCCAAGGCAGACUUUGAAUCCAAGCACAUUCGUCUUAGUUUUUCUGUGUGUAUGUGUUAGUUAUUUUACUAGCUUUAGUUGAGUCGAAGACACCCUGUGAAUAUCACAAAAAUACUUAUUUGAGCCACACGUUUAAAUACUAUUUUAACAGAUGUAAUUCUAGUGACAAUGUCAUCACAUGGGCUCUUAACUUAUGGCAACUGUCAUCACAGCUGCCAUAUCAGAGUAGAUGUCCUAAUUGCCAAGAACCACUUUCAGUCGAACCUUAACGUGGACCCAGGAUUUCAACUCCUUACUCUCUGGGAAAAUGUAUUUAAACAUGAAUACAUACAAGUUCUAAAGGAUGCAAAGUAUCUAAAGACGUAGUCAUAAGAGACUUGAGGCUAAAUGUAUUUAUUAGUGUUGGAUAUGAGAGCCUAUUUAUUGACUUGCAUAAUAUUAACAGUAAAUAGAGUUAGCGGUUUUUACAUCCCUUUGACCUUUUUACCUUCUUGAAUCUAUGUAUUUCUACUGAGGUUACGCUCUUCCCUCAAAAUAAAAAUAAAAACUGAGCAUAGACACACUGAUGAGAUUGAAAAUACAGUCAAUAUUUUAAAAGCCAUCCAGUAAAAUUGUAAUUACUAUCAGUACUUGUAAAUAUAACAUUAGGGCACUCCCACCAGACAUAAGUUACCGUAUCUGUGUUGAAAUCACAAUCCACUUAAGAUCAACUAAAACUGGAUAUGUAAAAAAAAAAAAGAAGAUCCUAAGGCUCUAUACCAAGUAUACUAUAUAAGGAUCUAGAUGUAUAGAUACCUAAAGAACUUUCUAAAGUAGCAAUUGGCAGUCGUAUCCCAAAGCCUUCAGGGUCAGUUCCUAGUGUUAAACCACAACAUGUCUUAUUUACACAGGAUAGCCUUGGAGACCGUUACCAGACGAUUAGCAAUCUUUUAGUCCGCCUUCUCACCAAUGUCCUCAUGUUUCUACUGUUUGCUCAAAGCACUUCCUGUUGUUGUGCCCCAGGCCAGUGCUGUGGGACGAGGGAGCAUUGGUCAGCCGUCUCGCAGCUGUUUUUCAUUAAUGCGAGAUGGAGUCAGAUUGGGUUAUACAUAUUUUAUUUCUUUUUAAAACCUGGACAUUAUAACUUUGAAUUCAAUCAUGUAUUCCCCUUUUUUUGGUUGCGUUUCUAUUUAUGUUUAUUGAAUGUUGGGCACCGACCUGCUCUGUAUUUAUGAUAUUUUGUUAUUUGUCUUCUGUAUAUUGAUGUAAAAGAGAAUAUGUUAUUUUGUGUCAAUUUUCAAGAAUAUUUUCUAUUUAUGGAGAGUUUCAACCUAUAUCCGAAACCAAAACUAUAUCAGUACUUUAUCAGUAACUUAAGCCAUGGUGACUGCAGCUGUAACUUGUGUAUCAAAAAAAUGCUUGGAAGCCAUUUGAAUAGUUGGAUGAUUGAGCUUGACCAAUUACAUUCCAACACAUUUUCGUUUUUACAGUUGAUUAUGUCAACAUGUGAAAUGUUCACAAUUUCAGUGAAAGCUGUUGCUUUUGAUUUAUUUUGAAUAGCUAGCUUGUCAACACACUGAUUAUUCAAACCUUUUAAUGUUCUUAAACUAUUUCAGAUGAUUGCAAAUUAUUGGUGCAUUUUUAGAGCAAAACUUAUCCCACAGAGGAAACGACCAUAUACACCUAACUGGAGCUUAAUGGCUGUGAAUCCUAUGGCUGCUCUUUUACUAAACAAGGCUGCUUUUAUUUAUAUCAAAAUUAAAUGAAGUGUGCAUGGACAUUUGAGGAUACACAUAUUUUCUGUUGACAUACAAGUUAUAUCCACAGUUGCCAUGAACUACAACCAAUCAGAAGCUUGUUUUUCUUCAUCCACUGCAACUUUGUUCAAUUAUUGCUUGAGCGAUUGUAUGUUAUUUCUUAUGUGUAAGAUUGAUCUGAUUCUGUGAUUCUAUAAUACUUGACAUUAUUUUACGCUACAACUGGAUGCAUUUGCAGAUUUAAGUAGGCUACUUUACUCUGGAGAUUCUUCACCGCAUUACUUUCAAGGCACAUUUUUGUAGCUUGAAGUGUUUGUUUACUCACUGAAUGCUGGUGAAAUUUUUAAGCGGCAUCAUUUGUAGAUUAAUCCAAAAAUGUAUACUUCUUGGCCAAUUGAUUAGGCCCCAAUGUCAAUACGAUAAAUUAUUCUCGUUGCGGUAUUUCUUGGUUUAAAUGUUUUUACUUUUGAAUGGAAUUUUCCUUUAUUCAUUGCUUGAUUCUAUUUCACUAUAGCAGGCCAUGCCACCUGUAAAUAUGAUUAUUAAAAAUAAAGGCAACUAUUUUCAAACAUU
Molecule: messenger RNA, 4050 nt
Organism: Gadus morhua (Atlantic cod)
Lineage: Eukaryota; Metazoa; Chordata; Actinopteri; Gadiformes; Gadidae
Gene: mapk14b
Product: mitogen-activated protein kinase 14b
Exons: 12
Coding region: 307-1392 (361 amino acids)
Biological process (GO): protein phosphorylation
Molecular function (GO): MAP kinase activity; ATP binding
Source: RefSeq, a predicted model, not a curated record